Molecule: messenger RNA, 1314 nt
Organism: Kalmanozyma brasiliensis GHG001
Lineage: Eukaryota; Fungi; Basidiomycota; Ustilaginomycetes; Ustilaginales
Exons: 1
Coding region: 1-1314 (437 amino acids)
Cellular component (GO): cytoplasm
Source: RefSeq, a predicted model, not a curated record
AUGUCGGAAGCCAGCAGCAGCAGAAGCAGCAUCCCGGAUCCUCUCGCACCACCACUCGAAGCGCUUUACUGGACGCAGUACAGCGUGUGGUACCCCAUCUUUCGGCGUCAUGCACCCAAAUCUACCGUCAUCGAUAUCGCGCAGGUGCAACCGGAGCUGUUGGGCUGGUUGGAGAGCGAGACCUUUGUGCUGCCCGAAGGAAGUGGGCCGUCCACACUGCCGGACUCAAAUCGUGCGUCUUCCUCAUCGUCACUUUCAUCGGACGAAGCAGAGGAUGAUCGGGAUGCCGCUAAGGGGGAAGGGGACAGCGACGAGGAAGAGGAGCAGCCUGCGGUACGACUCGACGCUAUGGACUCGACAAUACGCAGCAUCAUCGCAAAGUACGAUGGCGGACCCAUCUUUCCGAAGCUCAACUGGAGUGCGCCUCUCGAUGCCGCAUUCAUGCUCGCAGGCAACACGCUGCAGUGUUUGCACCCGGAAGACGUCUACCUCCUGCUCAAGAGCAGUGAGUUUGUCGGAAGGGAUCUCGAACAAAUCUCCCACACCAACACCACCACCUCCCCGAUAACGGACCCCACCAUCUCUUCGGCAGCCAUAGAGGAAGCGAGUAGAAGAAUCUCUCCGCAGCUGGUGCUAAAAAAGUGGUUCGCGCUCAACAAGUCGCACGAGUUCCGCUGUUUCGUCCGCUCCCACCAGCUGAUAGCGAUAACUCAACGAGAUGUAACGUUCUUCGACCACCUCCAGUCCCCCCUGCUGCAGAGCGAGAUCAAGGCGGCGAUCUGCGACUUUUACGAGGACGUGCUGGUCAUCGCUCAGAAGGAGGGCAAGUGGGGAUUGGGCGAUUAUAUAUUCGAUGUGUAUCUGACGAAGGAUUUGAGUAGGGUGUGGUUGGUCGAUGUGAACGCGUGGUUGCCGCGGACCGAUCCGUUGUUGUUCGGAUGGGAGGAGUUGGAGGAGCUGCAUUUGAAUGAGAAGGCCGGUCGAGCGAAGAGCGAGGAUAGAAGCGGGGUGGAGGAGGUGGAGGAAGGAGUGGUGAGAUUGAGCAUCAACGGCAAAGGAGGGAGCAACAGCGGAAAGGUGGAAGACGAAGAAGAGGUGCAAAGGGGCGAAGCAGACAUCCAACUGCGCAUCCUCUCGGAUCGGCGACUGCAGAGCGCAGGCGGAACCGGCGCAACGUAUAGCUCCAACAUGGUGCCCAAGGACCUCGUCGAUUUUGCAAAGACCAGCGGAUCCGCCGCUGGGAAUGGGCGUGGUAUGUCGGUGGACCAGAUCGUCAGCCAAUGGAACGCCGAGGUGGAUUCAGAAGACAACUGA